Molecule: messenger RNA, 4226 nt
Organism: Ficedula albicollis (Collared flycatcher)
Lineage: Eukaryota; Metazoa; Chordata; Aves; Passeriformes; Muscicapidae
Product: interferon-induced very large GTPase 1-like
Exons: 4
Molecular function (GO): GTP binding
Source: RefSeq, a predicted model, not a curated record
AUUGGAGACUGUGAAGGCCUGGGAGGUGACAGUGGAUGAAAGGAAGCUGCACAUGCUGAUGGAGGUAAAAGACGAUCUGAGUGCAAAAACCAAGAACCACCGCGUGUGGACCAAUGUGUGCCUGUCAGACAGAGCCCUCCAGGACUUCCUGGUGAACACUGUGCGGAGCUGCCAGGAGUCACCUCCAGAAAACACCCCCUCUAUCAAAGUAAUUUUGAGAAGCCUCCUGGAUCCUUACAUCUACUCGGUUAAGGACUUCCCUGAGGCUUCCUCCAUUAUGCAAUGGAUCUUCCAGAAUGAGCACCCGCUUCCCAGAUCUCCCAAAAUCUCUGAGCUUGAAGAACUCAUCAAAACACUGCAGGAAAUGAAGGAGCACAUCUAUGCUGUCACCUACGCACCAGGAAGCUCUGCUUCUGCUGUUCAUGAAGCAAAGAUAAAAGCCACCCUGACCAGCAGCCUCGCCAUUUAUUCCUUACUCCAGUCUCUCCAGGAACGGGCUGAGAAGGACAUGGAACUGUUGGUGCUCUUGAUUGUGACCAGCACAGGGUACCAGGUGGAAAGCAGCACAUUUCAGCACCUCCUUGGACACCCUGACAUUCAGUACAUGGCCAAGGAAAUGCAAGAAGCACAUGAGGAGUAUGUGAACCUGAAGGAUCUCACAGAAAAAGAGAACAUUGCAACUGGACGAUCCAGCAAAACCAUAACAAUAGAGUUGAAGAACAGAAAUGAAGCAGAACUGGUGGACCAGCUGACCAAAAUUAUCAGAGAUUUCCUGGAAGGGUCUAAUCCCUGUAUCAGCCUGGACGCCUGCGUGGACAAAGCUCGCCAGCACGGAUUCAUUGUGGAUGCAGAUCAACCCACAUGUGUGACAGCCAAAGCAAAGGCAAAGGAGCUGGUGGACCUUCUGAAGAAAGAGAAGCUGUCUGAGAUCAAAUCCCAGCUGCUGCCGCUUCAAGGAAAACUGUGGUGCCAAUGGUGCAAAAAGGACAAAGAACUCACUCGCCUGCAGGAGAAAGGGAACAAGAGCAUUGAGCACCAUCGCAGCCAAAUUGAGUAUGAGAAGAAAGCAAUAAGAAGAAAGCAACUUGAGCAAGCUUUCCCUCUCAACCCGCUGAUGAAAUCAUUCCUUGGCUUUCUCCAGGCCCAGCCAGCAGAUACCAGGAAAUACUUCCUGCAGUGGAUGAAGGUCUUUAUGGAUGAGCUCUCCUGUGGUCGCCUUGAAGAACUUAGGAGAGACUAUCACGAAUUAUGGACUAAAAUCCUGUCAGGAAAGAAAAACAAGAAAAACCCCAAGGUGAAUGAUCCAUUACUGACUCGCUUGGAUGCUGUCUCUGAUGAAAUCAACGAUUCAUCCAUUGGCCUGGAGCACCUUCUGAGAGAAGUAGGGCAGAUUUAUGAAGCUCUGGAAUUAACAAACACCAAGGGAGACAUUUUAGCCAAACUGCCGGAAAUUGCAGCACAGCUGAUGGUUUCGGGGUAUCCUGUGGAGCUGAUGGAUGGGGACGCUUCUUACCUGCCCCUGCGCUGGGUGGGAGCAAUCUUUGACAGCUUAAUUGAGAGGCUGGGGGACAAACGAGUGUUUGUGCUCUCCGUGCUCGGCAUCCAGAGCACAGGCAAGUCCACCCUGCUGAAUGCCAUGUUUGGUCUGCAGUUCAACGUCAGCGCAGGGAGAUGCACCCGCGGAGCCUUCAUGCAGCUCAUCCCAGUGGGCGAGGAGCUGCAGCAAGACUUGGGCUUUGAUUUUGUGCUGGUGGUUGACACAGAGGGACUUCGAGCCAUUGAGAUGGCAAAUAAACAGUCCCUGAAGCAUGACAACGAGCUGGCCACCUUUGUCAUUGGUGUUGGCAACUUGACUGUGAUCAAUAUCUUUGGAGAAAAUCCAGCAGAAAUGCAAGAUGUUCUCCAGAUCGCUGUGCAGGCUUUCCUGAGGAUGAAGAAAGUCAAUCUUUCCCCAAGCUGCCUCUUUGUGCACCAAAAUGUGGGAGAAGCAACUGCCAAGGAGCAGAACAUGGAAGGACAAAGGUGUUUGCAGGAAAAGCUGGAUGAAAUGACCGUGGUAGCUGCCCAGCAGGAAUUCUGUGACGUCUCCUCCUUCAGCGACGUCAUUGGCUUUGAUGUGAAGACCCACAUUCACUACUUUGCUCACCUGUGGGAAGGAAACCCCCCGAUGGCACCACCCAACCCCACCUACAGCCAGAACGUCCAGCAACUAAAGAGCAAAAUCCUGCAGGCUGCCAAGCAGCAUUCCCAGCGCGGCAUUUUGAAGCUCUCGACCCUGAAAGAUCGUAUUGGUGACCUGUGGAAUGGGGAUUACAGUCGAAAUUUUAUUCAUGAAAUACUCAAUGAAGUACAGAAAGGUGUGAACUCUGUUCACAAUGAAAAAUGGACUUUUAACAGAGAGUACAGCAUGGAUUUGUCUCUGUAUCUGUGCAAAAUGGCAGCAGAAAGGUUUAAAGCCAUGCAUAAUGAAUUCCAAAAGGCAAAUGACCCAGUCAUAUAUCUGAGCAGCAAGAGAGAAGAUUUCUUCCAAUGUUUCCAAAUUUCCUGCCAAGGAGCCACUUCAGUCAUAACUAUUGUUGUUUUCCUUUGUGAAAAGAUUGAACCAGCUCUUCGCGAGGCAGUCUUUGAGAAGACGGCUAAAGACAUUGCUGAGGACAUGAAGAGCAAAUUCCCAGACUUCAGGGGCAACAGAGCCAAUCUGGAAGUUUGCAUCCUGAGAUACCUGGCAGAACAAGAAAAUUUUGCGUAUUUCAAGCAGUACCUUACAUCUCCUAAGCAGUUUUUUCAGAGUUACAUUGAGAAACAAGUUAAGAGUCAUUGUUUAGAUGAGAGUAGGAGGCUGAGAAUGUUUUUACAUUCCUGCCUUGAAUCUUUCUAUGGAAACAUCCUGUCAGCUGUUUCUUUAUCAACCCAAAUUGUCAAAGACAGAAAAGACAGAGAAGACAAAAUCUCUCUUUGGCUGGAUGAAUUCUGCGGGGAACUGGCAGAAGUGAUCAACUUGCCCAGAAGUGACCUGAAGGGCAUCGAGCAUCAGGAGGUCACAGACAUUGAGUUCCUGAGCAGUGCCAUGGCAAAAGGUCUGGCUGCUGUGAAGGACAGGAUCAAGGCAGAAUUUACUGAUGCGGACUUGAGCUCAUUUUCAAGGCAGCCUCACACCAUCCUGGCAGAGCAUUUUUCGGGGUGCUGGGAGCAGUGUCCCUUUUGUGGGGCUGUCUGCACAAACACCAUGCGGGAUCAUGAUGGAGACCAUCAGCUGGUCUUCCAUCGCCCACAGGCUUUGAGAGGAUACACGUGGUGGGUAUAUUCCCAUGACAGGUGGCACGAUACACAUGAAUUGUCCAUUGAUAUUUGUUCCAGCUAUGUUGCAAGCAACUGUAGUUUUGGAGUCAAUGAACACCACUAUAUCCCUUACAAAACAUACCGUAAAGCUGGACCUCCUUUUUCUACGUGGAACAUUCUUCCAGAUUCAUCCAUGCAGGCAUACUGGAAAUGGUUUGUGUCUCAUUUCAGGACAGAGCUGGAAGCGUUCUGCAAGGGGAAAUUUCAGGGCAGAGGAGUAAUCCCUGAGGCGUGGCGGAGAAUUACCAAGCAGGAAGCACUGUCUGAGCUGGAGCAACGUUAGGUCGUAUCCAUGGGAAGGAAGAACCACAGUGGCUUGGCUGUUUAGUGGAAUUUUGUACCAGGUUCUCCACAAAAUGCAGUUACAAUGGCAACGCUUUCAAGCCCAAGGAAGACAAUGGUAUCCAAUUGUUCCCAAAUUUGGUGAAAUAAGGCGCAUUACUGCAGCUGUCACUCAACAACUCCCUUGCUUCCUGAGAAAGCCAGAAUCCUCCUGCCUUCUUGCCAUAAACAUUUCCCUCUGCUUUGUCCUAGAGCCAAACCAAACCCCUCCUUGGGGAGAUCAGCCUCGUGGCCAAUCCUGACUUCAAGGGCCAGGGCAAAGGCAGCACUCAAAGCACCCCUUGGCUCAGCUGCUGAGACAAGAAGGGACUGUUGGAGUGUAAAAACAGAGGGCUCUCUGAGUCCCUAAGAAAAAGAGCAGUUUGUAGGGAUUAAAGUUUUUAGAGAAGUUUAAAUAUAUUAAGCCACAGGGACUUGAAAGAGAUGUGUAAGCUUUAGUUUUAAGUACUUAGAAGUAUUAUUAAGUUGGACAGAUACAAAGUAGAAGUACAAAUCUUAGUUUCAAGUAAGUAAAAUAUGUUUAAGUGCCUUAAAGAGCAAAAGCC